Peronospora matthiolae is the source of this 501-nucleotide messenger RNA. Lineage: Eukaryota; Oomycota; Peronosporomycetes; Peronosporales; Peronosporaceae. The record is from the annotation of a GenBank genome assembly.
AUGGUUGGCCUAGGGCCGAGUGAUCAAGGAUGUGAUUCCUUCGAUGUGUGUGUGGUGGCACGUGAAAUUACACCGAGUGCGGUCGGCCGUGAGAGCACCGCACUGAAUGUCGGUAAUGACAUUUUUGGCGAUACGCCAUAUAGUGUGGGCGGCCGUGACGGCACCACGCUUAACGUCGGUAAUGGCGUUGUUGGCGAUUCGCCACAUAGUGUGGGCGGCCGUGAGGGCACCACACCUACUGUCAGUAAUGAUAUUGUUGGCGAUACGCCGUAUAGUGUGGACGGCCGUGAGGACACCACGCUUAACGCCGGUAAUGGCGUUGUUGGCGAUACGCCGCAUAGUGUGGGCGGCCGUGAGGGCACCACACCUAAUGUCAGUAAUGAUAUUGUUGGCGAUACGCCGUAUAGUGUGGACGGCCGUGAGGGCACCACGCUUAACGCCGGUCAAGACAAAAGCUCUCGUCUCGAAGAGACGAUCGAGACGCCGGGUAGCUACUUUUAA